Eruca vesicaria subsp. sativa (arugula) is the source of this 1129-nucleotide messenger RNA. The record is from the annotation of a GenBank genome assembly. Lineage: Eukaryota; Viridiplantae; Streptophyta; Magnoliopsida; Brassicales; Brassicaceae.
AUGGAUGAGAGAGCAAGAAGCUUGAAGAACAACAGCAUGGAAGACGAAAUGGACCUGAAAAGAGGUCCAUGGACCGCGGAAGAAGAUUGUAAGCUCAUAAAUUACAUUGCUACUAAUGGAGAAGGUCGAUGGAACUCUCUUUCUCGUUGCGCUGGACUCCAACGUACUGGUAAAAGCUGUAGGCUUCGGUGGUUAAACUAUCUUCGCCCUGACGUCCGCCGUGGAAACAUUACCCUCGAAGAACAACUCUUGAUCCUCGAACUUCAUUCCCGUUGGGGAAACCGAUGGUCAAAAAUAGCACAAUAUCUACCAGGAAGAACAGACAAUGAGAUCAAAAACUACUGGAGAACGCGAGUGCAAAAACAUGCAAAACAGCUUAAAUGUGAUGUAAACAGCCAACAAUUCAAAGACACAAUGAAGUAUUUGUGGAUGCCUCGGCUCGUGGAGAGGAUCCAAUCCGCCUCAGCCUCCGCUGCAGCCCUAACCACCACCAACACCACAGGAUCAGCAGCAACGUCAUCUUGCAUCACAACCUCUAACAAUCAAUUCAUGACGUAUGAUUACAACAGCAUGGGACAACAAUUUGGUGUAGUGAACAACAAUGAUUAUAUCACGCCGGAAAAUUCCAGCGUGGCCUUGUCUCCCGUAUCUGACUUGACGGAGUACUAUAGCGCUCCAAACACGAACCCGGAAUACUACUCGGGCCAAGUGGGGAAUAGUUAUUACCCGGAUCAGAACUUGGUGGGUCCACAAAUGUUACAAGAUAAUUAUUUUGAUUAUUCUAGGUUACUUGAAGAAGAUGUACCGGCUAUGCAUGAGCAGAGUAAUCUUAACUGGUUUGAAAAUAUUAAUGGAGCUGCUUCCUCUUCAGACAGUUUAUGGGACAUUGGAGAAAAUGAUGAAGACUUCUGGUUUUUGCAGCAGCAACAACAGUUCAACAAUAAUGGCAACUUCUGAAUACAAUAUUAAAAGAUCUUUAUGUACUUAAUUUAACACGAAGUAUACGUGUGAAAGGCAUUUGUUAAGUGUAAUAACUAAAGAAAAGUAAUGGGUUGAUAUUAUCUUAGGAUAUAUGAUCAGCUUUUUUAUUACAAGCUUGAUCAUAUGUCAUGGCGUUUUAACAAAUCGC